Caenorhabditis briggsae is the source of this 1803-nucleotide messenger RNA. RefSeq names its product Protein CBR-LIN-66 (gene Cbr-lin-66). The record is from RefSeq and is a predicted model, not a curated record. Gene Ontology annotation, cellular component: cytoplasm. The transcript is spliced from 5 exons. Bases 1 to 1803 code for a protein of 600 amino acids. Gene Ontology annotation, biological process: negative regulation of gene expression. NCBI's taxonomy places the organism in Eukaryota, Metazoa, Nematoda, Chromadorea, Rhabditida, Rhabditidae.
AUGGCUUACGAUAUGAAUAGUCUGUUCUCGUCGAGCCAACCACCGCUCAACAGCCAGGGACCGCCGGGUGGACCGCCAAACGGACAACAAGGCCAGAAUGGUCCACAGUCGAUUUGGUCGCUUCAGACAUUUCCGCCAAUGGGAGGACCCGACAACUUUGGACACAAUGUGCCAUUCAUGCCUCCACUGGGAAUGAACAAUGGGAUGAACGGUGGAAUGAAUGGAGGAAUGAACAACCUGUACCAAAAUGCACACAAUCUUCAAAUGGUCCCACCACCACCUCUUAUGCCUCCCACCCAGGUCCAUCCACCACCCCUUCAAGAUCCACAAAGAGCCGAUAGCAUUCAAGGAUUCGGACAACUCACCUGGCUCUCCGCCAAAGCUGGUCUUAUCACUUGCAAAGACAAAAUGGUCAUCUCAUUCCAAUUGAAAGAUUUCUGCGAUCAAAUGCUCAAUGACUUGACUUCAGUUCUUCGCGUCGGAUUCACCCUUAGCUUCCAUGCCGCACUAAACGAGACCAGCGAGUACACAGCCACCAUCGUCCAACCAAUAUAUGGACAGGACGCUGAGAUGUUGUUCGCAAAUGCUCAAGAAGUCGAUUUGGAGGCAGCAAAUCCAACUCCACCAAACUCUAAAGACGCCUACUCGCCAGCCCUUGAGCAGAAGGCUAUUCCAGUGCUCUUGGCUAUCUUCCAACGCCACGGAUUGCAACAAAUCCAACUUAGCAGGAGUUUCAGCCUUCACUCCCAAAUGUCGAAUUGUGGGGAUGAUGAGCUGUUCCGCUACGUUGGCACAUCGUCGUUGAAGCGUCGUCAGUUCGUCGAGCGCCGUACACACUUGUUCCGUCUUCAGAAUGAUGACUCUAUUAUUUUGCAGUACCCCGCUGUCUACCAAGCCGUCUACCAGCUUUCCUCCUUCUUGCUCCGUCACGGUGGCGCCACCUCGAUCCAAUCCCUUUUCGACUUCUACAUCAGCCCCGAAAUUCCACAAGAAGUCCGUGAUCACAAUGGAGACGGUCGUCAAGACUUCCUAAACUUGCUCACUGCUCACAACUGGGUCUUUGCCUUGUUCCCAAAUCGUACCUACGUCUCGGUUCGUCGCAACUUGCCAAGCUACGAUUAUGUCGGAUUCAUCAAGCAACACUUCCCCGAGUUGGAUAGUAGCCGUCGUCAACAAUUGGGUUACGGUCAACCACCACGUGGAAUUCAAAGAACUAUGUCGGCUCAAAUGGGUGGAGCGUUUGCUUCAGGAAGACCACAACCACAAAGUUUGCUCAUGCAGCAACAUCAGACAGAUUCCACAAAGUUCCUAUUCCAGCACGCCAUGACACCAGCCGCCGCUCGCCCUGGCUCCCUCUGGGACUCUCAAUCAUCUCUCUCCCAAAGCGGCAACAGCGGAGACCAAUGGAGCCCACUGUUCUCACCAAACACCUGGUCCAACACCCCUUCCAACAAUCCACGUCUCUCAUCGCUCGGCAUGAACGAGACCCUCCUCGGAGGCCACAACUUCAACUCCAUCUUGGCAAUGCCACCAAGUGCCAAGAACGAGAGAAGCAUUGGUGUUCAGGCUGAUGAGCUUUUGGAUCGUAUGUUCAUUAAUCCGAUCGGACGUACUGGAUGCACUUGUCAGUGCCAGUGUGGAAGAGGUGGUGCCGCCGUCAUUGGUGGAAACACUCGUGGAUCUUCGUCUAGAGCUUCUGGAGGAUCCGCAUCGCCACCAAGCGUCGAUGGGGCAAAUCAGCAGGAUCGUCUCUCGCCAUCCAAUCGUGAGUUUUUUAGUUUUGAGGAUCUAGAUUUUACUUAA